UUCGCUAUUAUAUUGUUUAUUUCAUCUAAUUUUACCCUUUACUGUUGUAAAUUUGAGAUGUGAUUAAUUGCGUCCAUACUCUAAGGAAUCUCCUGCUUUUCUCUCAUUGAUUAGAGAACAGAGUUUCAUUCAAAAUUCAUCUGGGUGAUGUGGGUUUAGCGGUGAAAAGGUUAAUCCCUGUUAUUUUACCUCUUGGGGUGGCUUUUUUUUUGUUGUAGUUAGUGAUAUGCACGCCUGUCCUUAAUCAUUCCCUCCAUAUUCUCUCUCUGAAUUUGUUAUUCAUAUCAUUUCUUCUUCUUGUUCUUCUUCUUCCUCAUUUCUCUCUUUGUCCUUGCCUUCUUCCCCUGUACUGGGUUGUGAAGAUUGUCCAAAUUCCAUUAGCUUCUACAAGCUGGGAUUGGAUCUGGGUGUGUGUCCUUUUUCCUGUUAUUCAUCUCCUUGACGUUUAUUCAACCAGUCGCAGGUAACAAUAGAGGUGUGGAUAUAACAUGGCGGUCUCUAUGAGAAAUUUAGACCAAGCGUUUCAGGGUGCUGGCCAGAAAGCUGGGGUUGAAGUAUGGCGCAUUGAGAAUUCCCGCCCUGUUCUUGUACCAAAAUCAUCUCACGGAAAAUUUUUCAUGGGAGAUUCCUAUAUAGUCCUCGAGACCACAUCCUUAAAAAAUGGUGCUUUCCGGCAUGAUAUUCAUUAUUGGCUUGGUAAGGAUACCACUCAGGAUGAAGCUGGUACUGCAGCCAUCAAAACCAUUGAAUUGGAUGCAGCCCUUGGAGGACGUGCUGUCCAGUACCGUGAAGUGCAAGGUUACGAGACAGAGAAGUUUUUAUCAUAUUUCAAACCGUGCAUUAUACCACAAGAAGGCGGAGUUUCCUCUGGCUUCAAACAUGCCAAGGCUGAAGAACACCGCACUCGGUUGUAUGUUUGCAAAGGAAAACGAGUUGUUCAUGUUAAAGAGGUUCCUUUUGCUCGAUCCUCACUUAACCAUGAUAGUAUUUUCAUUCUUGAUACCAAGUCUAAAAUAUUCCAAUUCAAUGGAUCCAACUCAUCCAUUCAAGAGAGAGCCAAAGCAUUGGAAGUAGUUCAAUUCAUUAAAGAUACAUAUCAUGACGGAAAAUGCGAGAUAGCCGCCGUUGAGGAUGGCAGAAUGAUGGCAGAUGCUGAAACAGGGGAAUUUUGGAGUUUAUUUGGUGGUUUUGCUCCACUUCCAAGAAAAGUAAUCAGUGGAGGUGAUAAAAUGGUCGGUUCACAUCCAACAAAACUACUAUGUGUUAAGAAGGGCGACCCCGAACCUGUUGAGGCUGAUUCUUUAACUAGGGCGCUGUUAGCUUCAAAUAAAUGUUACAUUCUUGAUAGCGGGACAGAAGUUUUUAUAUGGAUGGGAAGAAAUACCUCUCUUGAAGAAAGGAAAAAUUCCAGCAGAGCUGCAGAAGAGCUAGUUAGCGGUCCUGAUCGUCCACAAUCGCACAUAAUGCGGGUGACUGAAGGCUUCGAACCUAUUGUGUUCCAAGCCAAGUUUGAUUCGUGGCCUCAAGCAGCUGCUAUAGCUGUGUCAGAGGAUGGUAGAGGCAAGGUUGCUGCACUUUUGAAACGCCAAGGAUUUAAUGUGAAGGGUCUUUUGAAAGCUGAACCUAUAAGAGAAGAACCUCGGCCUUACAUUGAUUGUACAGGAAAUCUACAGGUGUGGCGUGUCAGUGGCCAGGAAAAGCUUCUACUUCAUGUCUCUGAUCAAUCAAAAUUUUACAGUGGUGAUUGCUAUAUUUUCCAAUAUUCUUACUCGGGAGAAGACAAGGAAGAAUAUCUGGUUGGAACAUGGUUUGGUAAACAAAGUGUUGAGGGAGAAAGAGCUUCUGCUUUAUCGCUGGCCAGCCAGAUGGUGGAAGCACUGAAGUUCUUGCCUGUCCAGGCUUGUAUUUAUGAAGGAUAUGAACCAGUCCAGUUCUAUUCAAUUUUUCAGAGGUUUAUUGUUUUUAAGGGUGGGUUGAGUGAUGGAUACAAGAAUUACAUUGCAGAAAAUGGCAUUUCAGACGUGACAAAUUCGAGAAACAGUAUUGCAUUGUUUCGAGUCCAGGGCUCUGGCCCUGAGAAUAUGCAAGCAAUUCAAGUUGAAGCAGUUGGAUCCUCUUUGAAUUCCUCUUAUUGUUACAUUCUGUAUAGAGGGUCUACUGUUUUUACUUGGUUUGGAAGCCUUACCACCACUGAUCACCCGGAGCUUGUUGAAAGAUUUCUGGAUAUGAUCAAGCCAAACUGUCAAUCCAAGUCGUACAAGGAAGGCGCAGAGUCUGAACUAUUUUGGGGUUUGUUGGGAGGAAAAACGGAAUACCCAAGUCAGAAAAUUGCAAUGGUUGUUGAGAGCGAUCCACACUUGUUUUCUUGCACUUAUUCAAAAGAAAUUUUGAAGGUUGAUGAGAUAUACAACUUUGGGCAAGAUGAUUUGAUGGCAGAAGAUAUUGACAUUCUUAGUUGUCACUCUCAGAUCUUUGUUUGGGUUGGGCAACAAGUUGACCCCAAGACUAAACUGCAUGCUUUAAGAAUUGGGGAGAAAUUUCUUGAGAUUGAUUUUUUUCAUGAAAAAUUAUCACGCGAAACUCCGAUAUAUAUCGUCAUGGAAGGAAGUGAACCGCCUUUCUUCACACGUUUCUUCUCAUGGGAUUCUGCAAAAUCUGACAUGCACGGAGAUUCGUUUCAGAGAAAGCUUGCAUUAGUUAAAAAUGACGGUGCUGCUGCUAUAAAUAAACCGAAGCGGAGAGCUCCUGUAAUGUAUGGAGGGAGGUCGAGUAGUGUGCCAGAGAAAGCACAGCGCUCGAGGAGUGUGUCGUUUAGUCCUGAUCGAGUUCGUGUGAGAGGAAGGUCACCUGCUUUCAAUGCAUUAGCUGCAAACUUUGAGAACCCAAGUGCUAGAAAUCUUUCUACUCCUCCUCCAAUGGUUAGAAGGCUGUACCCCAAAUCUGUUACUACUGAGUCAUCAAGGCUGGCUUCUAAAAAUGCAGCCAUAGCAGCACUUAGUGCAAGUUUCGAACAGCCACCGCCCGCUCGAGAAGCUAUUAUACCUCGCUCUUUCAAGGGGACGCUAGGUGUCUCCAAGCCUAUCCCAGAGUUGGACAAGAAGGAGACCUCCAUGAGCAACAGAAUAGAAUCUCUUACUAUAGUGGAAGAUGCAAAGGAGGGCGAAGUUGAAGACGAGGAAGGUCUCACAAUACAUCCAUACGAAUCCCUUACAACAACAUCGAGUUCUCCAGCUUCAGACAUCGACGUGACGAAGCGAGAGACAUACCUAUCAAUGACGGAGUUCAAGGAGAAAUUUGGAAUGACAAAGGAUGCUUUCUAUAAGCUACCUAAAUGGAAGCAGAACAAACUUAAAAUGGCCUUGCAUCUGUUCUAGAACUCCUUGCUAACAAUGCCCUUUGAUUGCUCGUCGUCGAGUUGUGGAUGCUGAUUUGGAACUCAAAAGUUGUUGAUGGAGAGCGUCAGUGCAUUUUAAGCUGUUUCUGCUGUCCCAUACAUACACUCAGACCUGUUCUUGAUUGGUUUGAAUGUGUCUUAGCUUUCACUAGCAGAUGAAAUAGUUGUGUGAUAUAUUCUGUGAGAAUUGGUUUGAUGAGAGCAAUUUUGGGUUUUUUUUAUCAAUUUUUUGUGUUUUAAUUAUU
Molecule: messenger RNA, 3639 nt
Organism: Cucurbita maxima (winter squash)
Lineage: Eukaryota; Viridiplantae; Streptophyta; Magnoliopsida; Cucurbitales; Cucurbitaceae
Product: villin-4-like
Exons: 24
Coding region: 489-3374 (961 amino acids)
Biological process (GO): actin filament severing; cytoskeleton organization
Molecular function (GO): actin filament binding
Source: RefSeq, a predicted model, not a curated record